This is a messenger RNA of Phycomyces blakesleeanus NRRL 1555(-), 618 nucleotides long. RefSeq lists its product as hypothetical. The transcript is spliced from 2 exons. Lineage: Eukaryota; Fungi; Mucoromycota; Mucoromycetes; Mucorales; Phycomycetaceae. The record is from RefSeq and is a predicted model, not a curated record. Bases 1 to 618 code for a protein of 205 amino acids.
AUGUUCAUCAGACGAUCCCUUCAACCCACCACUCUAAAUGUUCGCCAUCCUUCAUUAAGAUCUCUCUGGACAGCCGUCACAGGAACCGGUUCUACAUUGGAAGCCUGUCUUGACAGCUGUGUACAACAAGCAAAGCUCCAAAAGGGAGCCACGGUUGCGGUUGCCAUGGUCUCAAAGUCAUUCGACGCUUACGAUUACGAAAGCUUACCCAAGCUUGUAAAGGAUCGUCUGUCACCUACGUGGCUUGUGGGAUCUGUUGUAGAUCGCGUCCCAAGUGUUGAACACGGUGUGUCUCUGUGGGUCGGUUACGACGAAAAAGUAGUCGGGUUCCAGGUCAAAGAUGGCCCUGAACGUAACAAGGUCAGGUCGGUCUCUGUCGGACGAUGGGGUCGUCCUGAAGAACUUUCGCGAGUUAAUUACCAAAGACAAAAAAUGGAAGAUGCUGGUUGGGAAGGAUUUGAAAGUGUUAGUAGACCUACACAGCAGUAUCCUUUGCCUGAUGAACUCUCAACAAGCAAAACACCUUCUCUUGUAUUUCUUGCAUCGGAUAAUGAACCGGAUGAGCUUUUGAAAAAUCUUGAUCAUCACUUCCCGGAUACAGCCAAGGCAAGUACCUAA